Molecule: messenger RNA, 780 nt
Organism: Drosophila obscura
Lineage: Eukaryota; Metazoa; Arthropoda; Insecta; Diptera; Drosophilidae
Exons: 2
Coding region: 91-501 (136 amino acids)
Source: RefSeq, a predicted model, not a curated record
AGGUAACCAGAAAUUAAUCAAAAAUUUAAGCAAAACAUCAGUUUCUCUACACCCUGUACAAUUUCUUUGAUAGUCGUAUAGCUUCCAGCGAUGUCCAGACUACCUACAGGGCUUGCCCGCUUGCUCAGUCCAGGAUUGGUGCUCAACAAUGAACUGAGCCAGAAGAUAGCGGCCUUCGAGGCCAUGAACAUCCAGCGUGCGGAGCUAGAUCGCGAUAUCAGUCUGUUGCGCAAGCAGCAGGACGAUACUGAGGAUCGUCUGGCCGAGGACCUGGCUGAGGAAGAGUUCCAGAACUACCUGAGGGGACGACAAGUCAUGGAGCACAGCUAUAUAAUCAUAAAAAAUAUUUGUAAUCAACGUCUGGGAUGCAUUGUCGAAAAGUUGGCUGUUAAGUAUAGGCGUAUUUUGUACCUUGAUACCGACAUAAGGAAGAUUAAGCAAUCUAUCGAGAGUGGUAUUAUUGCGGCAAAUGAGGAGUUGACAGUCGCGGCAUCCAUGUGAUUUAAGUAUGGCCUUUCUUAGUUCUGUAGCCGUCAGUAUGAAAACCUUCCUUUCUUCUUACUACGUUAAUCUUUUACUCAAGCCAAACAUAUCUUUAGAAGACAGCAGCUAAUUAAAUUCCAACCCUGAAGCCAUACAUAAACGUAAAUCGGACCACGGUUUUCUGUGGACUCUACAUUAUAUGAUAUGAUAUGUUUUCGGAAUUAUCACCACCGCUGGCUCCCAUUGUUUGUUGCGUCAUGUAAAAUAAAUAUAUCAAAACAGUUUCACCCUGUUUGA